Molecule: messenger RNA, 1902 nt
Organism: Misgurnus anguillicaudatus (oriental weatherfish)
Lineage: Eukaryota; Metazoa; Chordata; Actinopteri; Cypriniformes; Cobitidae
Gene: gng13b
Product: guanine nucleotide binding protein (G protein), gamma 13b
Biological process (GO): sensory perception of taste; phospholipase C-activating G protein-coupled receptor signaling pathway
Cellular component (GO): heterotrimeric G-protein complex
Molecular function (GO): G-protein beta-subunit binding
Source: RefSeq, a predicted model, not a curated record
GAUUACCCCCCUCCCAUACAGAUUUCGGCCCCACCACCUCCUGUAAUUCGCUUUUACAUUGGCCCAGCAGCGACUGAGCAGCGUCCUUGCACUGCCAUCGGCUCAACUUCUUCAGCAGCAUCAUUUCAUCUCUCCACUACUGCUGCUGCUACCGCUGCUACCGGAGCGUAUAAAGACAUUACCGUAACAGUCCACAGUGGAUACACGUUUAUUUAUCGCAUUUUCGGCAACUGGAUACAGGCGUGUCUGUGAUUUUUUUUAUCAUUAUUAUUAAUCACAGGGAUAAUUCCUAAUACAAGAACGGGCUUCGGUAUUAUACUCAAAGAUACAUCACCGAGUUUGAUUGCUUAUACAUAAAGCCACAGUCAUGGAUGAGAUGGACUUGCCUCAGAUGCAGAAGGAGGUAGAAAGUCUAAAGUAUCAGCUGGCCUUCAAAAGAGAGAAGUCCUCAAAGACAGUCACAGAUCUGGUGAAGUGGGUCGAGGAAUGUGUACCCGAGGAUCCAUUCCUGAACCCUGAACUGAUGAAGAACAAUCCGUGGGUGGAGAAGGGAAAGUGUGUGCUUCUAUAAAAGAGUAGCAUCAGCAGCAAUCGGCCAAGCCCCCGUCUGAACCUUCACCAGCCUGACUGGAUCACAUGGCGCUUGCUCUCUCUCCGUUUCAAUCCCUCACCAUGAAUGUACAGCAAAAACCACACACACACAUACAUACAUACAUCACGGGCUCUAUAUAGUCACUUGCAAGGUCUGACACUUUGCCAUGCAUUACUAUUCGAAUUGUACCAUACAUAUAUCUUUAUAAGCAGUUAAUGGAAUUUUCUCUUGCCUGUUCGACUUCAAUGCUGUCUUGCCGCUUGCAUCUUCAGUUCAAGCAUAUGUUGUCGACAUCAAAAUGCCAGAAAAGGCCUGUUAGAUGACAGACUGCAUGACAGGAGAGAAAAGAACACAGCAUGCACCAAAAAAAGCCUCUACAGCUGAUGGUUUGUGGAGCCGGGAAUGGCAGCAAAUUCGUUAGUUUUCCUCUGUUAUGCAGCCAGUUCAUUUGUCUUGCAGGCCUUGCACUAUUUAUACCACAUUCAAAACUAUUUUUAACAUGUACAUUUCUUUUUAAUUUAUUUACUUAUUUAUAAUCAUUAAUUUAUUGAUUUAUAGUUUGAUUUACUAUUGGAGCUGUCGGUGCUACACUCUAAAAAAUGCUGGGGUGUUUUCAACCCAGCGCUGGGUCAAAAAUGCUUGUGCACAGUCGUCAGGUUAAAUUAACCUAUAAAAUGUUUAUAUUUGACCCAACAAUGGUUUAAAAAAGCCCAGCAUUUUGAAUUAAAACAACCCAGCAUAUAUGGUUCAAUUAAAACCCAACGUGCUGGGCUCGUCCCUUUUUGACCCAACGCUGGGUUGAGAAAAUAACCCAGCAUUUUAAGAGUGUACUAUAAACCUGCUGUUGUUAACUACACCAUUUCUUGAAACCAAGCAGAAAAAAUGAAUUUCGCCAGUUCAUCAUUGAAUACUGCCUUGUAGACAAUUUCCUUAAAAAAGAAUGUAUGUGUUGUGAGGGAUUUGUAAACCAUCAGCACCCUUAACCAUUGAAUGGAUAUGCAAACUGAGAGAUUGUGCACUGGCCAAGGCUUUUGUUUCUUAGAUUAAUAGCUAAUAUUCUGCACUUAUGUGGAAAGGCAAGGAUGCGGGGUUAAUUUAUGACUUUGAUUUGCUCAAGUUUUUAUAUAUGUAUAAAUAUAUAUUCAAACGAUAGAAAUCUGUCUAAAUAUCUAUUACAUGAUGUGUAUGCUUUGAGAAAAUAUGCAUAAGAUCAACUACUAGUUUAAUAACAAAGCAAUAAGUGAUUACAUUUUUUAUUGAAUGUUUUACAAAAACAUCCUAUCGAAUAAAGUAGAGGAUUUUUAGACAGC